AUGCCAACUGAAGAACUGAGGAAGUUGACGGUUGAGAUCUAUGGUAAGUUCCCUGCUGCAGAAAGGAACUAUGACAUGGGUAAUCGUGAGUUGUUAGCCAUCAAAUGUGCAUUUGAAGAAUGGAGACCUUAUCUAGAAGGGGCCGUGCAUCAGAUUUCAGUCAUCACUGAUCACAAAAAUUUCACCUCUUGUCCAGAAGCUUCUAGUAACAACCCAGAGGUGGAUAACUCAAUAAACAAGCUGUGCACAUUUUGGGCAGAGGUUCAGAAGAACCUGGAAAAAGCCCAAGAAAAACAGAAGAGAGAACAUCUAGAACUUUACCUGUCAAAUAAACCUGAUGUGGUCUUUGAAGAAGAUUUCUUGAUCUUUCCCAUGGAAAAUCUUACAAAGAUUUUCAUGCCUGGUCAUAUAAGAGGAGAUGUCAUGAUUGACCUCAGCAUUGGUUCUAUGAUUCACCAUCUCUAUGCACCCAGUGAGUUCUUUAAACACAUCAUAGUGCUGAAGGUCCAAGACAGAUGUAUCCUGGAACUAAAAAGAUGGCUGAACACACGUACUGGAGCAUUUGAAUGGGGACAUGCCACAAAGAUCCAUGUAGACAUAGAAGGAAAGAGCACUGAGUUACAGGAUAAAGAAGGAAAAGUGAGAGAAGCCGCUCAACAUGUCGCAAAAUGUGACCUAGACAAAGAAAAUAUAAUGGAUCCCAUAGUCUUACCACCAGCAGAUUGUAUCACCAGCGCUUGGCUCCUGGAUGUUAUCUGCAAAGACCAAGAUGACUACAGGAGAUAUCUCAGGAAGUUCUCACAGUUACUGAAACCUGGAGGACACCUGAUAUUAAUUGGGUGUUUAGGUAUGACAUAUUACAUAAUCGGUAAAGACAAGUUCCAUGGUUUCUCAUAUGAUGAGGAUUUUGCCAGGAAAGCUCUAGUUGGAGAAGGAUUUGUUAUUGAUAUCUGUGUGUGUAAGAAGGCAACAGGUAUAAGUCCCCUCAUUGACCAUAAGGCCGUCAUAUUCAUUUCAGCUCACAAGGAGAAAUAA
Molecule: messenger RNA, 1035 nt
Organism: Hyla sarda
Lineage: Eukaryota; Metazoa; Chordata; Amphibia; Anura; Hylidae
Product: indolethylamine N-methyltransferase-like
Exons: 6
Coding region: 1-1035 (344 amino acids)
Cellular component (GO): cytosol
Molecular function (GO): N-methyltransferase activity
Source: RefSeq, a predicted model, not a curated record